GGAUUGCCGGAAGCUGGUAGCGUGCGUGCGCCUCGGGCCGCCGCCCCCGUUCCGGGUUUCCUUCCUUGCGCUGAGUCCGCUCGGAGUGUUGGAGGUGGGGGUAGGUUUGCGAGGGAAGGCGAAGGGGCCGAGAGCCGCCAGCCUAGUAAGGACCCCUGGCUGGGGGGCCGCUAGAGUCCUCACUUCUGAGCUACAACCAUUUUAUGAGGUGGGGUAUACAGCCUGGACAACCUCAGAGAAAAGAAAUUGAGGUGGAAACCAGAGUAUUGGCCUUGUGUUACGUAGCCAUACUGUUUGGUGAUAUUUUUAGUGGACCCUGAACCAGAUGAGUGAAUCAACAUCCCAAGAGGAAUCCAAACAUGCUCAGGAAAAUGAACAAGAGGACAAAGAAAAACAGGACUCAGCUGAAGUGCAAGAGCUUAUUGAGAGUUCACAGACUGUACCAGAGGUCUCUGCAACAGAGACCAGCAACCAUGUGGAGGAAGAUGCAAAAAAUGAAAUAAAAUCACAAGAAUUAAAUCUAGAGGAGCAGCUGAAAACCUUGAAAGGUUUGACAAUGGACUUGAACACUGAAGUCCCAGGGAAUAUGGUAAUUAGAAAACCUGGAAGAGUAACUUUUAAUUUAGAUGAAAUUAAACCGAAACCAAAGAUAGAGCAACCAUGGAAGAAAAAUCUUUUUGAAAGAGUAGAGGCAAGAGCCCAGGCAAUGCAGCAGAAAAUAGAUAAGGAUAAUCUGAAGAAAGAAUUAGAAAAAAAAUCUGAAAAAAAACUCCCUAGGGAUAAUUUGGCUAAAGAGUGGUUUAAUACUGAAAACACAGCACUGAGUACUCGUACGUAUUUGCUUGACAAACUUCUACCCACCUUAGUUCCUGGAAUGGAAAAAAUGUUAACGCAGCGAGAAAAGAAGCUUUUGACCAAAGCUGAUAGUCCAACCAAGUUUGAUUCAAUCAAUCAUUUGGGAGAAAGCUUAAUGAGAAAUAAUCCUAAUUAUAUCAAAGACCCUGGAAUGUCUGGAUACCAGAGGGUGAUGAGAGAUGUCACAGAAGACCUGAAGAUGUAUGUUCCGGACACUAUUUGUAACAGAGUAUCCAAGUUAAAGGAGGAUGUUAAACAGAAAAGACAACAAAGAGACUACCUACACACAGUCAAAGUCAAGGUGGCUGACAUGCGGAAACAGGCUUUGCAGGAACAGUUUGAUGAAUGGAUUCUAGACCCUAAAGGACUGAUUCCUAUAGCAGUGGUUCAAAAUGUUCUUCAUGAAUUUUUUCAAAAGUCAGAUUUUGAGCUUGAAUCACAUUGCAAACAACUGGAUAUUUCUGAUUCAAUGGGGCCAAGAUUGGAUAAAUCAGACUUCACAGAAUACAUCUCUUCAUUGGUUGCAGACCUUAAAAGUGAAAUUUUUGAGGAACUCCUUAAGCACCUUUGCCACUGUGCCAAUGAAUUCCGGGAGAUCAUAAAAACUGACAUGCAGAGACAGAUGUUUGAGGAACUUUUCCUACAUUGUGACCAUGGGAAGGUAGGGAUUUUGGAUCGGCAGAGGACAUUGGCCUUGCUGGAAGAGUUCUAUGACCAAAGUUCACAAAUGCUUAGGGCUUUACUCCGAAACCCAAGACAAUGGCCAUUCAUUGAGUUUGAAGAGAUAGAUAUGAUCGAGUUCUGGGGAGACAUGGAUAAUCAGAAACACAUUUAUGAAGACUUUGAUAAAGUGCUAUUAAAGAUGAAUGCAUUACUUUCUGAGAAACAUGAAAAUAAAGCCCAAAAUAAUUUAUUAGAAAAUCAAAAAGAUCAACCACGACAUGAUGAACAGAAAACAUCAACAGCACAACCACAUCCACCAAAACUGCAGAGGGGAAAGACUGCAGAUCUAGGAUCACAAAUAAUUUUAAAUGAAGAAGUCAGAGAACCAAGUACAGAGCAAAAAUUGUACAGAGAAGCAGUGAUAGAACAGGGAGUCAUCAUGGAGUCAAUUCUAGAACAAGGAUCAAGUAGAGAAUUAGAAGUAGAACAAAGACCUCAGAGAGGGUCAACUGCAGAGCAAGGGUCACACAAAGUAUCAAGUACAGAACAAAGAUCACACAGAGGGUCAACUGCAGAGCGAGGGUCUCCCAGAGAGUCAAUGAUGGAGCAAGAACCACAUAGAGAGUCAACUGCAGAGCAAGGGUCACGCAGAGACUCAAUGAUAGAACAAAGAUCACACAGAGGGUCAACUGCAGAGCGAGGGUCUCGCAGAGAGUCAAUGAUGGAGCAAGAACCACAUAGAGAGUCAACUGCAGAGCAAGGGUCAUACAAAGCAUCAACUGCAGAACAAAAAUCUCACAGAGGGUCAACUGCAGAGCAAGGGUCACGCAGAGACUCAAUGAUAGAACAAAGAUCACACAGAGGGUCAACUGCAGAGCAAGGGUCACGCAGAGAGUCAAUGAUAGACCCACACAAAGAGUCAGAACAAAAACUACAAAGAGAGACAACUUCAAAACAACAGGACAGAGACUCAACUUCACAAUCAGAAAAAGAAAUGGCAAGAAAAAAUGUUCAGAAAGACAAAUCCUGUGAACCCAAGUCUCCCCAAAUAGAAGGAAAGUCAUGGUCAGGUGAAUUUUUGUCUUGUAACUGGAGGAUGAAGUGUGUCAAAUUUGAAGAUGAGGAACAAGCAAACUUAAUCUAUGGUAACUCCAGGUUCACAGAAUUACACUCAAUUAUCAGAAAUAUUCAGUCUUACAAAGAAGUAAAAAGUAGGAGUGCCUUCAAUGGAAUUUCCUUUGAUCUGCUCCAGUUUGUGCAACUCCUAGAAACAUUUGUUGGUGAAGAUGCCCCCUUAAGUGCCAGUGAGACCCUCACCUCUUUUUUUAAGAGGGGCUAUGUUGAAACAAAAGAAGAGAAAAUGAAUGCCUUUGAACAGGUUAGACAAAAUGCUUUCAGAAUCCGACAGGGACUUCUCUUAAAAGCCCUCUUUCAGAAGUGGGACGGUGAUGGCUCAGGCUUUCUGGAUCUGGAGGAAGUUGAUAAACUCUUAUACACAUACAAGGAUGGAAUGGAAAAAAAAUCUAUGAAGAAAGCUAAACUACAUAUCCAGUUUCCAAAGCCACAUCCUGGUCAUGAAGUAAAGUUAUCGUCAAAACAGUUUCAGAGAUACAUAGAACUGGUUGUAUCUGAACUCACGGGUGAUGAAGAUCAAGUUCUGGAAAGCAUUGUGGAAUUUCUAAUGAACACUCUGGAGAAGAACCAAACUGAGAGUCUGAGGAAUUGUGCAAGAUGGAAAUGGCUGCAUCAAAUCCAACACGCUGCCGAGACAAGUGGAGUAUCUCUAGAGCCAGUGUACACUGAGACCUUCAAGGCUCUCACACUGGAUGCUAAAGCCCAUGGAAAUAAGAAGAUCAGUGCUCACAUUUCCCUCUUAGAAGAAAACCUACUUUUACCAGAGAGAGGGACUGUUCUAUUGAGGAAUGUGGCUUGUACCCUAGAUGACGCUCCAUUUGUAUUGAACAGAGUGCUCUAUCGGGACAUGAAGGGAAUCAGCUUUGCAGUAGUGGAUGAAGGGAAGCCAAUCCAUGUCCCCCAAGUUCAAUACCAUGGGAACAUCUUUUUCUGGAAUAAAUCCCACAAGAAUGAUUAUAAUGGGUCAUUCCUGGCUCUGCCUCUUCAGGAUGCAAAUAUGAGGAUCUUUGGGGUCCUGGCUGCUGACACUCUUAGAGAUCCCCAUGAAAUAAAUGUCUUUCUACCUCAUGAGAUCAGAUUCUAUCAGGGUGUUGCCAAUGUCUUCAGCAGUGCCUAUCACUAUGUUCACAGCAGGGAGCAUAUCCUGCAUGUUGUGGUCACUGGCAUCAGCUGGCUCUUCAAUAUCACAUCCAGCAUUUCCUCCAUCACUACCUACUUUGUUGAGUCUAGUCCAGACCAGGAUUCAGACUAUGUUUUACGCAAUAUGAUGGUUACAGGGCAGCUGGGUCUAACAGAAAUCCACACAAGUCCUCCUACCAUUUUCAGGAAAUCAUGCAUCUUCAGAGAUUUCCUUUUUAAGUGUAUAGACAGUUCAGAAGUUGUUUUGGCCUCUGCUUGUGGGGAAACCCACAUAGUAAUUCCACUUCGUGAGAGGACAGGAGAGGCCCUGGGACUCCUCGAUGUUAACAUUGGCCACAACAGAAUGUUGUUAUACCAAGAAUAUAAAGAUCUACAGAAAAUGAUGAAGGUGAUCUAUGCAGCCUGCUCUGAAAUACUGGGUGAAUUCUCUGGAGAGAUGAAGAAAAACAUUAUCUUAGACAUUGAAAAAGCAGGAGAAGUCCAGCGGGCAGGAAUUCUCUUUUUUCGAAUCAUGCUGCAGGAGCUGCGGGAAUGCCUCCAACUACUCAAUUCCAUGGACUUUGUGUCACUGUUGCUCUAUGAGUAUGGACCUCAAGCAGAGCCAAAUUCUCCUCAAGACAGCAAGUCCCAGGAGUCUGAACCCAAUGUAACCCUAGUACAUGACAUCCUGAAAGGAGUUAUCCUAUUCUUUCAUCCAGAGUUGGAAUUUUCAGAUGACUUGGAAAAUUGGGAUAAGUGCAAAUUUUAUAUUAACAAAUACUUAGUGGAGCGUAUUUGUGCCUUUGACCCAACUGCUAGCCAUGUGAAAGUUAAUUUACAGCUCAUUGAUAAAAAGAUCAGAGCUCAUUCCCGAAUCAAAGUAUGGAAAUUUGGUAAUAUUGUCAUUGAACUUCUAUACCACUGGCUGCACAUCUGUUCAGCUCUCAUGAAGCUAAGCAAAAAACUAAACAGUGCUAUUACACCUCCAUUGCCCUCCAAGUCUGACAACUAUAUAUAUGCAAAAAUGCCAGAGGAAACUUUGCAAAGGAAAUCCUAGCAGAAUUUGUACUCUAUUUAGGAUACAGUACUUUGAUCAUAUUCACUGUUGUUAACUUUAAAAUAUUUUCAAGUGCAAAGGAAUGCCACACAGACAUAUUUGGCAGUAAUUUCUAAAACCACAAGCACUACCUAUGCAAAAAUUUUAUCUAAGAAAUAUCCAGUUAAGGUAGCCAUAACUGAAUGUAUUUAAGCGUAUUAUAAAAUGUUUGACGUUCCCUUGUGGUAUGAGCUUUGGAUAUGCCAUGAGACCACUAUGGUUGAUUGGGUAUUUUUCAUUCUUCUAAGGUACAAAUACAGAAAGCUGUGGAUUUAUUUUUAAAUG
Molecule: messenger RNA, 5152 nt
Organism: Fukomys damarensis (Damara mole-rat)
Lineage: Eukaryota; Metazoa; Chordata; Mammalia; Rodentia; Bathyergidae
Gene: Efcab5
Product: EF-hand calcium binding domain 5
Exons: 24
Coding region: 326-4828 (1500 amino acids)
Molecular function (GO): calcium ion binding
Source: RefSeq, a predicted model, not a curated record